This is a messenger RNA of Mercurialis annua (annual mercury), 1933 nucleotides long. RefSeq names its product DEAD-box ATP-dependent RNA helicase 22. The record is from RefSeq and is a predicted model, not a curated record. Gene Ontology annotation, cellular component: chloroplast. Lineage: Eukaryota; Viridiplantae; Streptophyta; Magnoliopsida; Malpighiales; Euphorbiaceae. Gene Ontology annotation, molecular function: RNA helicase activity; ATP binding; RNA binding. The coding region runs from base 59 to 1810 and encodes 583 amino acids. The transcript is spliced from 8 exons.
GAGAGAGGUUUAGGCUAAACCCCAGAGCUGAACUUCAAUUAUCAACAACAAAUAAGAAAUGCUGCUUUAUCGCUCUGCUCCAAUGCUCAAUUUCUACAAAUUAUCCCCUAAACUCAUAACAUUCUCACAAUUCAAGCACUCAUAUUCACAUCUCUCUAAUUCUUCAUUCUCUUCUCCACUCAAAAUCCGCUUAUUAUAUCUCAAUCAAUCAUUUCAGGAACCUUAUCGUCAUUUCUCCACUUCCGCCGCCGCUAUUCCCGCCGUUAAUACCAGUAACGACACCUUCUUCGCCAACGACGACGUUUCCUGGUCUUCUCUUGGUCUGUCCGAACGUCUCUGUCAAGCUAUCUCCAAUUCCGGUCUCGAGCGACCGUCUUUAGUUCAGGCUGCAGCUAUACCAGCGUUACUGUCGGGGAAAGAUGUGGUGGUUGCGGCGGAGACUGGUAGUGGAAAAACACAUGCGUACCUAGUUCCUUUAAUAGAGAAGUUGUGUAGUCCUCUGCCGCUAGACGAUGAAGACGGCGCUUCGAAUGACGAAUUGAGGCUUUCUCUAGUUCUUUGUCCUAAUGUAUUGUUGUGUGAGCAGGUUGUUCGUAUGGCUAAUGGCCUUUGUGAUGACAAUGGGGAACCACUUCUUAAUGUUAGUUCGCUUGGCGGUCGACAGGGAUGGCCAGUUAAGCGACCGGAUAUUAUCGUGUCAACACCAGCUGCUCUUCUCAAUAAUAUUGAUACGAGAAAAGAACGGAGGUUGAAUAUUAUGCGUGCAGUGAAAUAUGUGGUAUUUGAUGAAGCAGAUAUGCUUCUAUGUGGAAGCUUCCAGAAUCAGGUUAUCCGUCUUAUAAACAUGCUCCGUUUUGAUGAAAAGCAUCCGUCUCAAGGAAAUGAUUUGACACCUAAGGACGUUGUGGAAUUAGGUUCUGAUUCUCCUCCAGCGGAGUCUGCCAUAGAAGAAGAAGAUGAAGAAGAAGAAGAGGAAAUCCAAAAUGAAUCCAUCUUAGAAGAGGAAGAAGAUGUUGAAGGCGGUUUUGAAGUUGGGGACUUAAAAGAGGAAGGUAAAGCUGGGUCUACCAACAGAAAAGAUUGGAGGAGAGUACGGAAAAUUUAUGCCCGCAGUAAGCAGUACAUCUUUGUUGCAGCCACUCUUCCUGUAAAUGGGAAAAGAACUGCUGGAGCAACAUUGAAACGGAUGUUUCCAGAUGCCAGUUGGAUUAGUGGAAACUACCUUCACUGUCACAACCCUAGAUUGCAACAUAAGUGGGUUGAAGUUACAGUUGAUACCCAGGUGGAUGCGCUUAUAGGUGCUGUGAACCACGAAUCUGAAUCUGGAAUUGAAAUAAGUAGAACUAUGGUUUUUGCAAACACUGUUGAAGCUGUUGAAGCAGUAGUUAAAAUAUUGGAGGGAGCUGGGAUUGAAUGCUAUCGCUAUCACAAAGACACUUCUUUGGAAGAACGUGCACAAACGUUAGUUGAUUUCAGAGAGAAAGGUGGAAUUUUUGUGUGCACUGAUGCCGCUUCACGGGGAAUUGAUGUACCAAAUGUGUGGCAUGUUAUCCAGGCAGAUUUUGCCACAUCUGUUGUAGAUUUCUUGCAUAGAGUUGGUCGUACAGCUCGAGCUGGUCAAUAUGGACUUAUCACUAGCUUGUACACUGAAGCCAGUAGGGACCUUGUUGAUGCAAUUCGUCAAGCAAAGAAACUUGAUCAACCUGUGGAGUCUGCUUUUAGCAGAAAAAGGAGCUUCAGAAAUAAACUUAAGAAGAGAGGCCUAAGCAAAUUGAGAGAUUCAUCAAGUGACGAAAUGGUGAGAAUCUAGAUAACUUGACAUGUAAAGGAGCUUAUACGUUCACCGGUGUGCUCAGUAUUUACUUCUAAUUUUCAUUAUGUACCUUAUAGUAACUUGUUAAAUUACAUUGACAAUGGAACUUUCUUGUCACAA